AUGGCGACUCUGAGCGGACGACCCUGGUGUACACUCUGUCGAGUGGAGUACGAGAAGGAUGAAGAGGUGGCAAUCCCAUGGUUGGGCCCCGACGAUAUGGGUAUAUUCAGAUUCGUAUACCCUGGCCCCCAGCUGAAACAUCCUGAGCCUGAAAAGACGGACGACGACGACGACAACAACAACAACAACACCACCGACGACAACGACAACGACGACAACGACGACAACGACGACAACGACGACAACGACAACGACGACAACGACGACAACGACAACGACGACAACAACGACAACAACAAUAAUAACGACAACGACAACGAUAACAACAACAACAACGACGACGACAACAAUGCGGUCCAAUAUUCCGCUACGCGCUGGGACGACAUUCCCAUUGACGAAACCUUCCAUGAAGACUGUUUGAGAGGAAUUAGCUCUGAAACUCUCCGCAAACUCCUAUAUCACACAGCUUACACUUACAUUCCCUUGCCACUAGAGUUUGAACGUCGGCUUUCUUGGUUGAAGAACAAGUUUUCCCAGCCGUCAGACGCUUUGUACGGUAUGCCAGAUGAAAUGAGACACCACAUCGUGACCUUUGGCUUGUCCAAGCUCACCACAGUAUACAUACUGUCGGCUAAUGGUGGUCCCAAUGGCCUCACGCCGCUUUCUCUCGCAAGGCCCAUCUGGGCACAGUACGUCCCAUUCGAGGGCCGCUUGUACAUCUCGGCUCUGACAAACGAGCCUCCUGUCACUGACGAUACCGGAGCCGGACCCAAGGACAUGGUGAAGAUCCGGAUGCCAGAGGGACCUCUGGCCGCCAUCCACAUAGCUAUUGAUCAUCUCGGAGUUCGAAAAGUUGUGUUUGCUGCUGACAACAAAGUCGAUCCUUCAAACUAUCCAGUAGACACCAGCAUCGGCGGCUGGGUGAGCCUUCCGCUCAGUGGACUGACUCGCAUCCAGUGCGAGAGAGACGGGCUCAAACUCCGCCGCAUACUCUACCACGGAAUCGACGACGCCCUGUGGGGUACUCUUUGGCCAGUGCCCCAGCCGCAGCCCAACAACCUGAGGGUCUGGUCUCUCGACGAGCGCAGAACCCAGGUUCCAAUGAAGUAUCUGCACUUGAACAAGCCGGACGUCCGCGGAUAUAGCAUCUGCUGGUUCUAUGAGCUCAUGGCCAUAUGUCCUCAGUACGCUGACGGCGAGCCUUAUUAUAAAGCCUGGGAUAUUGAUCGCCCCAAGACCAUCUGGGCGUAUCUGCCUGUCGAUCAGGGCGAGACGAUUGUUGAACUCUGGAAAACAGAUGCAGCGACCAGCACGCUGUUGGUUUUGACGACAAGCCACGGCCGGACUUUGACACUGGGAGUCCGACCAAAACCGAGUGAUGCCGUCCGCACGUGGGUUCUUCAAGAUCGAAUGGAAGCAGAGCGCACUCUCAUGGCCGAAGAAUCGUGGUCCGGCCUUACGAGAAUGGCGUUCCCGACCCCUCGUCCAACGCAGCAAGGGACCCCUCCGACCAUCCUCCCCCCCGUCGAAUACCCCGAGUGCAUGCAUGAGCUCUGGUAUUCAUCAGUCAAGCUGACUGGGGUUGUGGCCAUGAGCAUCUGCGAAAUGCACGAUGUCGUCAUCGGUCUGCUGUUCUUGUAUGAGGACGGCCGCGAGCGAACGGUGGGUGAAGUCCGCUUUGAUCGUCUGCAGCCACAGAUUGAGACCAAAGGCACUCGAGGGGUUGUGUAUCAGGUGUUGGAGGCGGAAGAUACAAAGAGAAAGACUGUAGCUGAGCUUCGCACUGUGGACCCGGAGGAGACUGUUCAUUGUCUGGAGAGCGAGGAGACUGGACGUUACUUUGUGCCGUGGCGCGGAACUUGGCACUGGUGGUUCUCGUAUGAGGAGUGCAUGCUCUCGCACGAGGACGAGGUCGUUGCGUCAAUUGUUGAAGGCAUGUAG
Messenger RNA from Clonostachys byssicola, 1941 nucleotides. The record is from the annotation of a GenBank genome assembly. Lineage: Eukaryota; Fungi; Ascomycota; Sordariomycetes; Hypocreales; Bionectriaceae.